Molecule: messenger RNA, 4223 nt
Organism: Hermetia illucens (black soldier fly)
Lineage: Eukaryota; Metazoa; Arthropoda; Insecta; Diptera; Stratiomyidae
Gene: Picot
Product: putative inorganic phosphate cotransporter
Exons: 8
Coding region: 1092-2669 (525 amino acids)
Biological process (GO): transmembrane transport; monoatomic anion transport
Molecular function (GO): transmembrane transporter activity
Source: RefSeq, a predicted model, not a curated record
CCAGUUUGCCAGCUCUAGUUUCAGCUGAUGGUAAGACGCGAAUCAUAACCAUUGACAAACUGUGAGAGUGACUGGAAGACAACCACCUCCGAUCCCAAUAGUGAUAGUGGCCGUGAAGAAGUGAUAAGUGAGGAUAUCUCCAUCCAUACGCCUAGUUCAGAUCACGUGAGUGUGCUCCUUUUACGUGUGCUUGCACUUCCUCCUUGUGCCUUUGAAGAGGAAAAUAUCUCAAAUCCUGUUAUAAAGUGAUUUUUUUGUUUGAUAGUACGCCAAGGCGAGGUACCUUUUGAAACGUGAUUUGGCCGCCUGCAAAAAGUUGUCGGAUGCCCAUUGUUGAUAGUCCGCCGGACUGCACGCAAAAGCUUCAUCUGGCUGUUGGGAGUCUUGCGAUUCGAUAAGCCCCAACUGAGUAAAGGUGUAAAUCAGCUGUGCACCGCGUAUGUGAGAACACCUUUCCACACAUAACCGUCUGGGGGUGAACAUACCACAUAAUCGUAUAGUGCCAGUCGACAGUAUCGCGAUCAUUUCAGUUCAGCACCACAUAUCAUAUCAAUCACGAACGCCGGAGAAAACACUAGACCACUCCGAAAGGCAAAGAUACAACAGUUGAGUGAUUGCUACAUCUGAAAGGUAGUGAUCGGUUGACGCUUCGAAAUAUUGUUUUCGGGUUUGUUUUUUUGAGAGUGACCACACGAAAUUGCUAAGUUAUUCAAAAAGCAUAAAUAGCAGAAACUGGAUUUUUGCAACACUAUUAAGGUGACCACAGUCGCAGUGAUAAAACUAACAAAUUUGAUGAGUGUUAACUAUGGGCCGCAUUAAAGGUUCAACUGUAUCUAAAGUUUUGUGAUAAUACUAAAAUUAGUGUGAUAUAUCUUUAUUACCGAAAAAAAGGUUCACUUCUACUCGAAGCGCUUUUAAAAUAUUCUACUGAUAACCAAAAGUGUGCCAUUACCACCGUGAAAUUUUCAUAAAAAUUAAAAUUUUUGUUGAUAAUUUUCAUUAUUACUCGGAGCGGUUUUUAAUUUUGAUAAGCUCUUCCGUCUAAUCCUUUUACAAUUCAUAACAAAACCGAGAUUAAAUCAUCAGCCAAAAUGACCGUUUCGAAGGAAUUCAUCUGCAACAGUACCGAUGAGAAACCCCCUGGAGUAUCAAAAUGGUUCGGUACAAGGCAUUUUGUCACAUUUAUGCUGUUCCUUGGAAUGGCAAAUGCCUACGUGAUGAGGACCAACAUGUCAGUAGCCAUUGUGGCUAUGGUAAAUCACACAUAUUUGGAUUCAAUGGCGGAAGCAGAAAUAUUAGAUGAUGAAUGCGUGGAAUAUAACAACACACUACCUCCGAAAACUGAUCCAGGGAGUGACGGUGAAUUCAAAUGGUCAUCAAGUUUACAGGGUGUUAUAUUAUCAUCAUUUUUCUACGGAUAUGUGCUAACACAGAUCCCCUUUGGAAUUCUCGCAAAACGCUAUGGUGCUCUAAGGUUCCUAGGUUGGGGAAUGUUCGUCAAUUCAGUGUUUGCAUUCCUGGUACCAGUUGCAGCUAGGGAAGGUGGCUAUAUUGGACUAUCAGUUGUUCGAUUUAUCCAAGGUUUAGGUGAAGGACCAAUUGUACCAUGUACACAUGCUAUGCUUGCCAAAUGGAUUCCGCCCAAUGAACGAUCAAGAAUGGGAGCAGCUGUUUAUGCAGGAGCUCAGUUUGGUACUAUCAUUUCAAUGCCACUAUCUGGACUUUUGGCUGAAUACGGAUUCGACGGAGGCUGGCCCUCAAUUUUCUAUGUAUUCGGUGUCGUCAGUACGGUAUGGUCUAUUGCAUUCUUGUUUCUCGUUUAUGAGGAUCCUUCAUCACAUCCAAGGAUUAAUGAAAAGGAACGCGAGUACAUUAACAGUUCACUUUGGGGCAAGGGUACCAUCAGUUCACCACCAGUUCCAGUCAAAUCGAUAAUAUUCUCAAUGCCGUUCUAUGCCAUUCUCAUCGCUCAUAUUGGUCACAAUUAUGGCUAUGAAACGCUCAUGACUGAAUUACCUACUUACAUGAAACAAGUUCUUAGAUUCUCAAUUAAGGAGAAUGGAACUUUGUCUGCACUCCCAUAUCUCGCAAUGUGGCUGUUCUCGAUGUUCAUUUCAGUUGUAGCGGAUUAUAUGAUUUCAUCAGAACGUUUUACACAUACCUCAACAAGAAAAAUUAUCAACAGUAUUGGUCAAUACGGGCCAGGUAUUUGUUUAAUUGCUGCUUCAUAUACAGGCUGUGAUAGGGUUCUGACAAUAACCCUCCUUACAAUCGGUGUGGGUCUAAAUGGUGGUAUCUACUCUGGUUUCAAAAUCAACCACUUGGAUAUCACACCCCGCUUUGCUGGCAUCUUGAUGUCAAUAACAAAUUGUUCAGCAAAUUUGGCUGGUUUGCUAGCACCAAUUGUCGCAGGCAUUCUUAUUGAAGGAAAGCCAACAAUGGGUCAAUGGCAAAUCGUCUUCUUCAUCGCCGCAGCCGUCUAUCUGUUCUGUGGUACAUUCUUCAACGUCUUCGGUUCAGGUGAAAGGCAAGCUUGGGACAAUCCCGAAAACGAUGCUCCCCCCGCCACGCAAACAAUCCUGAACGGUGUGAAUAAUGGCACAAACGACGGCGCGAAUAAUGGCGUGAAUCGUGCUCAAAACGGCCACGUGACAGAAACGCGGCAUUAACCAUGCACUGCUAUGUGGGCUCAAAAAAGCUGAACUUUCCUAAGGAGGGGGAAUAAACUGAAAAAAAACUAUAAAUACAUGUCAAGUGCCUCACCCGAUCUAAACUAGUUUUAAGGAUUUUAAAUUAGACUAAAACUAUGAAAAUAAAUAAAUGAAAACAGUGAAAAAUAGAAAAAGUUAUGCUACACACACAAACAUACAUAUUACAUUAUGGAUAAUAAAGUAUGAACUAAUUUUUAUAGUUACUAUACAAUAUCGUUGAUAUCAUGGAAACCACGCGGCCUAGCGCCCAGUCCUGUCUACUAGAGUAACUCUGAUAAGAACGAAAAAAACAAUACUUUUAAUUAAUUAUUUUAUAAUUUUAUUAUUGCGUUAGAGAUUUGUAAUUCUUUUUGUAUGAGAGUGAGCGUGUUGUUGGAAAUGAUAGCUGCAAAUAAACAAGAUACAAUUGUGAAUUUUGCGCCCUGAGACGGGGCGAGGUUUCAGAAAAGUAGGACAUAAUUUUAAGUGCUAUUUAAAAAAGAGAACAUGAUAUCAAAAUUUUUAAUUUAAGUCACCUUUAAUUAUUUUGUAUAAUCAAUCCAAAAUUUUGUAACCAAUCAACUUCAUUACACAUUGUCGACCGUACAAUGGAUAUUUAUUGUUUUUCAUUGUCGUUGUUGCGGACCAACACGCACUUUGUAGGGGAACCUCUGUAUUGGAACCAAAAUCCUAUUCUUGGAUGAGGUUGCAGUUCUUGUUUAGCUAUUUUAUUAUUGUUAUUAGCGGGCUUUCUUUUUUGCGGACAUUAUUUGCUUUUUAGUCAGUCGGAUUGGGGCUGUAUUUGCAAGUGAUCCUACGGUAACUUUUUCAAGCAGUUUCAAGCUUUUCCACCUCAAGAAAAGCACCAAAAACCUUUCAAAGAUGGUCGCAAUCUCCAUCCGCGGAUGUCCAUAAUCUACAUCCACAAUUGAAGACUCCUUCACUUACAUCCCCAUCCCUUUACCGUACGCAAACCGAAGUCUGAUCCGAUUAGGAGAAAAAGCAGGUUCUGUCUGCAAAAUGACCAAAAGGAAUAUGAUCCCAUUGUAGAUUCAAUUUUUUUAUCCAUUGAAGGAUAGUUGCAAUAUCGGAUUUUCAAAAAGUGAUGCCGAAAUAUAAAACUCUUCUAUUGAAGCGAUACCAGACAAGUUGAACGUUGUUGUCAAUGUUUGUUAAUAUUUGUUUUUAAAUAUUUUUUUUUGUAUAUUUGAGUAUGCGCGUGAGGAAAUCAAUUGUUACAAUUUUCGCAACAACCAAGAAUUGCGAGCAUAUCUGAUCGAAUAGAUAGAAACGACCUACCAAGAGGCAGAGAACAAGAAACAAAAUAUUUAUAUUUUUUCCAUUGUUUGCGUUUUGUUAAAAUCUUCUUUUUUAUUGUCAUUGUUUCCAGAUGUCCAUAUUAAGUGCUAUUUGAAAAAAAAAGAAAUUUAAACCCGGAAUUUCAGAGCGAAAUGAGGACCAAAAAGAAACAAAAACAGAGAAACGAAAAAAAAUGAGAAAUAUAGAGAAGAUUUUUGAUAAAGAGGAAGGAAA